Messenger RNA from Coniophora puteana RWD-64-598 SS2, 855 nucleotides. RefSeq lists its product as uncharacterized. Gene Ontology annotation, molecular function: transferase activity, transferring alkyl or aryl (other than methyl) groups. Gene Ontology annotation, cellular component: membrane. The record is from RefSeq and is a predicted model, not a curated record. NCBI's taxonomy places the organism in Eukaryota, Fungi, Basidiomycota, Agaricomycetes, Boletales, Coniophoraceae. The transcript has 3 exons. Bases 1 to 855 code for a protein of 284 amino acids.
AUGGCUCUCACCAAAUUUCACACCCUCUUACAUUGUUCUCUUGACGGUGUAUCCAUACUCUUUCUCUUCACAAAGUCCGACAUCAAGACAAUAUUAGUGCCCGUGACAGCAUUUGCUGCGCUUUCUGCUCGUAGCAUAUCCUUUGGAGCGCACCUUCGUUCCACCCUUUGGAUAUGGCUACAUCUGCUUCAAUUCUGUAUCGCAAACCAGGUCAGAAACCCAAAGGAGGACAGCAUGAACAAGCCGUGGAGACCCAUCGCGAGUGGACUUAUAUCUCAAGCAAACGCCCGUUCGCUUCGAUGGGCGGUUUGCUUCAUCUGUUUGGGAUACUCUUAUUUCUCCGGGACGCUCUUCAUCAGCACGUCGCUAUCAUUGGCGAUAUUUCUGAAUAAUGAUAUGUCCAUGGACUCUCAUUGGCUGAGUAGAAACUUCUGGGUUGCAUAUGGAUAUGCGAUGUUCAACGGCGGUGCUAUGAAGGUAAUCUGCUCUACAUCUGAGUGUAUACCCGAGAAUAGAUUCCUCCGAGCAUGCAUAUUCGUCUCUAGUAUUAUAUUCACCACAGUUCAAGCGCAAGAUUUUCGAGACGCAGCUGGCGAUAUCGCAAGCGGAAGAAGCACCCUUCCAGUAGUUUGGCCGCUCGCAAGCAGACGCAUAGAACUCGGGUUGAUCACGCUUUGGUCUUCGAUAAUCUGUAUCUUGUGGGAUGUUAACGCCAUUGUGGCUUCAUUCCUUAUAACGUUUGGAGCGCUCAUUGGACUGCGUUUCUUGCUUCUUCGAAGCGCUCGCGAUGACCAGCAGUCUUAUUUACUCUACAAUGUAAGUCGCUUUGUCGAUAACCCGAGGGGCGCGUGCUGA